GACUUCCGGGUGUGGCAGCAUGGCGGCUGGUCGAGCGCUCUGAGAGCUCUUGGGCGCUAGCCUCUUCAAAGGUCAAUUUUGGGGGUAGAGUACACCCCAUCUCCUGGACGGAUCGAGUGCCGGAGAUAGCUAAACCAUCCUAGCCCUCAGCCAAGAGACCCAAAGGGACGCUCUCCCUCAAGGAGUGCGUCCGAGCGGUCCGGCGAGGGAGGUGGUAGCAGACCAGAAGAAGUGCAGAGGGUAUAAAGGAUCCCUGUACAGCCGCCAGCCGCACUUCCAAAUACUAGAAAAUUAAAAAAAAAGAACGUACGAACGCAAGAGAGAGGAUCUAAGCACAGAGUUGUGAGACCUGGUGGCGGAUGGGAACAAAGAAGGAAUAAGAAUAAGAAGAACGAGAAACAAGGUAACCUCUCCUUUUCUAAGAGAGACAGAUAGAUAAAAGCAAAAUUAAAAUCAAAGAAAGAGGAGGAGGGCGAGGAAUGAGACGCGGACUCAUGCCGAAGAAAGAGAAUAAUAUUGGAAAUUGUGUUUUUUGGAAAUACUGUAACUGAACUAGAAUUGUUAAACGCUGGAAGCUCACUCACUCAGAAAUUGGAAACGCGCCAGGUUCCAUCGGCUGGAAGAGAGUGGGAGGCGGAGGAUCGACCUUGGGGCAAGAUUGUUUGGUCUAGCCGGACGAUUGCGUCAGCGAACUGAUUCCCGGAUGAAGGUGAGGGCGGAAGUGACCCAGCGGAAGGAGUAGCGGAAGGAGUUGCAGAGAGGGGAGACAAGAAGGGCCCCUGACAACACACCAUAGAGUCUGGAAGGUUAGAGUCGAAAGAGGAAUGGCGGGGGCGGUGGUGUGACAGAAGAGUACAUGGGUAAAAGAGGAGGAGAAGAGAGUCAGACACAGCAGCGGAGACUGAGGAAUCGAGAGGAGACGAGAGGAGAGCGGAGGAAGGAAGAAGGAGGGGUCGAACGUGGAAAGUAACGAGGAAGAGAAGUAGACGGAGAGACAGGAGACGCAGGAGGAGUGGAGAGGAAGUGAAAGAAGACGUGACGAGGACGAGAAGCAGACGUGCGACGGUGAGAGGCGAGGAGGGCGCGAAGCAAGACGUGAACCGGGCGGGCUGCGGAGAGAACGAAGAAGAGAAGCAGGGCAGCGGUGAGAGGGACGAGAAAUAAAGAACGAGGACGAGAAGCAGACGAACGGCAGAGAGAGGAAAAAGACGAGGACUUAAACCAUAUUGAGUUACGAGGAAUCCACAGUAAGUAAAGCCGGAAUAAAAACUACUGAAGAUGACUACCCCAAGGGCGAAGACAGAAGACAAGAGAACCACAGCAAGAAAGGGAUCAAUCUCGGAGGAGGUGAACCUUAAAGAUAUUUUGAAGGAACUCCAGGGAAUUGCUGAGAACCAAAAAACAUUUCAGGACCAACUGACUACACUGAAAAAAGACUUAGCAGAAGAAUUCACAGAAAUCAAAAAGGAAAUGAAAGGCUUGCAGGAAGAUAUUAAGGGCAUGAAAGAAGAUAACCAAAAAUUAGGAAAAGCACAAGGAAACCUUAAAACAAAACUAGAAAAACUAGAAGUGAAAAGCGCAAAACUAGAAGAAAGGCAAGAAAGAUUAGAAAGGAGAGAAUUGGAAUUCCAAGUGAGAAUAAGAAACAUAGUAGAAGAACCAGGAGAGAAUGUGAAGCAAAUAGUAACCCAGAUUUUAGCAGAUUUGCUACAAACACAGGACGAAGAAAUGGAAGAGAACAUAGAAAGAGCCUUCAGAGUAACAACGAAUUUUUCAAAGAAAAAUAAUGUAGCGAGAGAUGUGGUGGUCCAUUUUGAAAGAAGAAAGAUCAGAGAAGAAGUACUGAGAUUAAGCAAAAAGAAUACCAUCAGAUUUAAAGGAUUAAAGGUAACAAUCCUCAGGGAAUACCCGACUAGUACAAUGCAGAAAAGGAGGAAAUAUCUCUUCCUUACGGAGGAACUAAAAAAGAGGCACAUUAGGUUUAGGUGGGAAAGAAGAGAAGGAAUCAUGGCCACUUAUAAACAAGAACAACAUUGGAUAACAACAGAGGACAAGGCGAAAGACUUCUACAAACUAUUGAUGAAAGAAAAAACCAAACCAAACCCAAAUAUCAGCCCCUCGGAAGAAGAACUUGAGAGAGAUAAGAAAAGAGCCAGAGCCAUCUCCCCGGAAAACCACUCUAUUAAACCCGUCGUACAUCUCCCAAACUUGAUAGAUCUAGAGGAAAAAGAAUCAAAAGAAGACUAAGAAAAUAAUAUGGAAAUAAAAUGCCACUCAAACAACAUCAAUGGACUAAAUUCCCCUAAUAAAAGAAGCAGAUUAUUUAAUUAUUUAAAGAAGUCGCGAUUUGAUUUAAUAGCUUUACAAGAAACACACAUCUGCCAUAGACACGGUGAACUGUUAUCCCAUAAGGGUCUGGGGGCUGUAUUCUCAUCGACAGCCAAAGAGAAAAAAAAGGGGGUGGUGCUGUAUAUAAAUGAGAAGCUGAACCCGGAAUUGGCAUUCAAGGAUGAGGAUGGAAGAUGGGUGGGUGCAAAGAUCAGGACAGACAAUCAGACAAUUCUAAUCUGCAAUAUAUAUGCUCCGAAUGGUCCAAAAACAUCAUUCCUAGAAAAUCUAAAAAAGAAAAUAGAGGAACAAGAAUUUGACGAUCUAAUAAUACUGGGGGAC
Messenger RNA from Anolis carolinensis (green anole), 2670 nucleotides. Its product is annotated as coiled-coil domain-containing protein 39-like. The transcript has 2 exons. Gene Ontology annotation, molecular function: single-stranded RNA binding. Gene Ontology annotation, biological process: retrotransposition. The record is from RefSeq and is a predicted model, not a curated record. Gene Ontology annotation, cellular component: ribonucleoprotein complex. The coding region runs from base 1279 to 2247 and encodes 322 amino acids. Lineage: Eukaryota; Metazoa; Chordata; Lepidosauria; Squamata; Anolidae.